UAGCUAACAGCGGGGCUCCGGGGGCUCUGACUCCGACCGACCGACCGACACCGAGAGGGACGUGAGGGGAAGGGGAGGGGGUGUUGUGGAGAAGCUGGUGCCCGAUGAUUGUCGCCUCCCUGCCGGAUGCGGCGGAGGCAGCAGCCCGCGCGGUGUCGCUUAGAGACGGAGGCAGGAGGCAGAGCGAAACGGGGUCGACGGGGGUAGUGAGUGAACCGAGGCAACGAAGAGCCUGCCAGCCACAUUUGAUUUAUUAAAUAAAAUUAUUUAGUGCAAUUUUUUAAUUAACAAGGACCUAAAUGUUACAAAGAUGAAGCAGUGAAUUUAGCAGGAUUUUUUUUAAAUUAAAAUUUACUAUUAUUAUUUAAUUGCUAUAGAAAAUAAGAUUUUUAUACACGCACACACAAAUAUAUAUAUAUAUUAUUUGCACAAUAUUUUUGUGUCUCUGUCUAACUCGAUUAUUGACUUUUUUGGUGUAGUUUUGAGUCAUCAUGGCGCUAAAAUAUUUUGAUUUGGGGCUGAUAUUUUGACGGGGGUUGUUUUUUUUUACAUUUUUAAAAUGAAAUGUGAUUUAUUGUUUAAAAUAGUUUUUUCAACAACAAUCAUGUUCAUUUUAUUUUAAGAUUUAAAUUACGUGUGUUCUUGCAGAAAGCCUGUGUUCAUGUGUUCAUUCUUUUUUCUUUUUUUUUUUGCACAUUUAAAUUACGUAGAUAUUCCUACAGACACAGGCAUGUUCAUUUUUAAAUAAUUUAUUUUACUUUUUCAUUGAUCUUUAUUUAAAUUACAUUCCUACAAUGGGACGCUGAUAGAUUAUUAUUUUUUUAUUCAUUACAUUUUUAUUUACUUAUUUAUUUGUUUAUCUCUUUAUUGUUAGCCUUCAAAUUUAAGUAUUUUCCUAGGAUGCAGUCAAUUUUUUUCCUUUCAGGGGCAAAAAGUGACCAAGGCUAACAGGCGGUGACAGGCGGAGUAGUUAUUGAUGAUCACUGAUCACAAGUGAUGAUUAUUGUUUUUCAACAGGAAGGUCAGGCCAGGAGGUGACGAGGCAGGGUCCGUUACCAUGGUGAUAACAGAUGAUGAUUUAUCCCCUUAUUGGGCCUUAUCCAUUCAAUAAUUUAUUAUUCACAGAUUCACUUUGUUCCUUUUCUUCUCCUCCUCCUCCUCCUCCCUUUAUCUUCCUCUCCCCUGUUCUCUCUCGCCCUUCAUCCUCACUGCUUCCUCUUCCUCCCCCUCUCUCGUCCCGUUCCCCUCCGUUCGUCUUCCCUCCUCUCUCUUUCAGGUCACCGAGAGCCAGCAACAGCUCGCUCUGAAGAUCAAAUCCACCCUCGUUUCCUCUCUCUCUACGAUGCUCUGCUCACGUCCAUAUGUUGAAGAACACACUCGUCUUAUUUUAGCACCACUACCUUCCUCCUCCUCCUCCUCUUCCUCCUCUCUUGCCCUCCUCUCUUCUGAGUUUUGACUCCCCUUUUCACUCUCUCUCUCUUUGUCUCUCUCUCUCUCUCUUUCUUAUUUUUUUCACACACGGAAAAAGAAAAUGAAGCGUGGGUCGAGUGUGUUGCAGCCUCACUCUGAUGCAGCCAAACGACACGCACACCCUGCAAACACACACACAAAGACACACACAGGCGAUGACGCACAAGCCGCAGGUUCGAGCCCCUUCCCAGCAGCCACCUCUCUGUUCAGCCCUGAUGUCAGCACCAAGAUGGCGUCUGACCUCCUCAUCAGGCUGUCAGAGGCCACCCAGAAGGCCCAGAUGCAUCCUGGGAGCCGAGAGGAAGCGGAGCAGCAGGAUGAGCCAGGCGUCGCUCUCUCACCGGACAGCCCCGGGGCGAGUCCCGAGCCACCGUCCCUCACGCACACGCCUGACGGCAAUGCCGCUACGGACACGCUAGCUUCAGAUCUGCUCCGGAAGCUAGCAGAGCGUCAGGAAGUGAAUGGCCAUGUGGUGAGACUCAAAGAAGAAGAAGAGCCAAUGGAAGUCGACACAGUAGCCCAGAGUCAAAUAGUAACAGAAGACGUUACUCUGCCUGCCCCGAAAAUGGUCAAUCAUCACAUCUUCAGUGUUAAAACAGAAGAUCGGGGCCUCACUGGGAACAAGGUGGCUGAGGAGUUGCACCCCAGAGCCAAAAUGGCGGACCGGUGUCUCUUUGGCCUUAAAGUAGAAGGCAAGUUCUGUGCUGAAGGAUGCCCGCCUGUCUCCGCAAUGGCAGACAGUGCAGUCUCUGGAGCCAAACAGUUUCACUUUCAAGUGAACAUGGAGGAUGUCUCUGGAACUAAGAUGUCAGACCACCUUCUAACUGGAGCCAAGAUGGAGGAUCAGCUUCUCUUUAAAGCAAAGUUUGCCGAGCGGCCUUUCUCUGGAGUCAAGGUGACCAACAAGUUUCUCUCUGGAGUCAAAACGGAGGACAAGUUUGCUUCAGGGGCCAAGAUGGAGAACCAGGUUUUCUCCGGGGUGAAGAUGGAGGAGCAGCUCUUCUUUGGAGCCAAGAUGGAAGACCAAUUUACCUCUGGAGCCAAGAUGGCUGACCAGUGCCUCAGAGCAGUGCUGUGGCAGGACAUGUCAGUGAACCUGGCGUCCACACUGCUGCACCAACUGUCAGAGAGGGUCAGUAAGUCCAACAGUCAGCUGGUGGACAGGAUGACUCCACCCAUCAGAAGCAGUCCUGUUUUGAAGGGUAACGACGACCAGCGCCGCUCUUCCCCGGCAGUGAUCAGCUCCCAAACUCCUCCACUUGAAACCCAAACCAGCCUCAGCAGACACCAAACCACAGGUUGCUCUUACUUUUUCAGGUGUCACGUGUGCGGCUUUGAGACCGAAGGACAGGCCCUUUUCCAGAGUCACAUGACCGAACACCGCCAAUGGGAGCACAGAUCCUUCUCGCUGCACUGCUGCGUGUGCGACCACUUGACCAAUCAGGAGGCAGAGAUGAGGGCUCACGUCUGCACGCACAUUCAGGGCGACGCAGUAGAAGUGAGAUGCCCUGUUACCCUUCCUGCUACAGCCUCCACCUCCAGCAGCGGUGCUCGUUCAGUUGCCACGGCAACCCAGCCGGAGACAAGCACCUCAGAGCAUCGCUGCCGCAUCUGCCAGAGGUCGUUUCCAGGGCAACAGGAGCUGCUGGUUCACUUCCAGGGUCAUCGCCAGGGCAACCAGUACCGCUGCGACCGGUGUGGCCACCUGACCCGGACAGCCAACAAGCUGGUGGAGCACGUGCGCGUGCACACGGGGGAGCGACCGUUCACCUGUGACCUCUGCCCCUACAGCGCCAAGCGGCGGGACAGUCUGCGCCUGCACUGCAAGGUCAAACACGCCGCGCACUUCUUCAACGGGGGCGCGACGGACGCACCCGCCGACGUGCAUACGCACCGGUCAUACGUGCAUGCAGACAAUCAGCGCUCGAACAAGCACGUCCAGCGGCUGCACACACCGCCAAGCGCUCACACUGCUGCAUCCUCCUCCUCUGUUCCUCCUCCUCCUCUUCUUCUUCACCCAUCGCUGUCCGACCGCGCUGGAUGGAGGGAUUUGUCUCCUCUCCUCCCGAUCACGACCCUCAUCUCUCUGAAACAGCGCUCUCCUUCAUCUUCCUCCUCCUCCUCUUCAUCUUUCUCUACCAAACACUCUUUUCUUGGUUACCUCGGCCUGACAACUUCUUUGUAAAGCCUCCCUGCUUUUGGUCGUCCUCUCUUCGUCUCCUUCUCUUCUAAUUUCUCCUCUUCCUCUUCUUCCUUUUCUCUUCUAUCCAUUCUCUGGACUCUUAAAGCGAUGGAUGUAAAGCUCUGUAAUGUAUCCAAGGUACUGUCACUCAGCACUAUGUAUGAGAAUGUCAAACAGCACUGAAAACACACCGAUAAGGAACGUUUUUGAAUUUAUUCAACUUUUGCAUCAUGCUCGUGAUUUUUGCUGCAUUCCUGCCUGCUUUAGCCCGUCAUAUAAUCACUGAACUCUUAGCUAUUUAACCGUGUGACAUAUUUAUUGCCUGUCUCUCUUGUCCUCCAGAAACCUUGAACUUAAAAAGUCUCAUUUUAUUAUAAAUUGUUCUAAUCAGAAACACGAGAUGCUGUGACGUAAGGGUCAUUUAUUGAGAUGAUGAGAUAAUGUUGAGGGUUAGAUAGUUUGUUUUUCUUUUAAAACACAACGUGUUUUUUAGACUUUUUUUUUUUAAAAGCAGCUGACUUCAAAAAAACAUGAUUAAAGGAAGAAAAUAAGAGUUGACAGCAUUUCUAGCAGCUCUUUAAGGCAAUAUCUAUAUGAAGGUUUACUUAACUGUUUACUUUGAGUUCAGCAUGCUAACUGUUCCACAGUACAAUGCUAAUAUAGCAGGUAUGAUGCUAAUCGUAUUCUAUGUUCUUAUUUUGUUAUGUGAACAUGCUAACUUUUGCUAAUUAUCGGCAGUGAGAACAAACUACUGCUACUACUGAGAAUGUCCUUAGUUUGGUAUGCUUAUAUGUUAAUUUUUGCUAAUUAACCGCUGAGGCUAAUGGGAAUGUCUUUAGUUUUAUUGUUGUAUUAUUUGCUUAUUGCUGCUGAGACUUCGAACUUUUUUACUUGGUAUAAAUGUCUUUAGUCUAGCUUUUUAGCAUGGUAAUGAUGGCGAUUUAAUACUAAAAAAUGCAGUUCAGCUAAGGGUUAUAUAUAUAUAUGUCUUUAACUUAGAUUGUUACUGCGCUAAUAUUUGCAAUUUAUCACAACAAACAAUGCUGCUUAAAUUGAUGAGAAGGGUGUUAGUUUAACAUGCUGUUUAGCACUAAACACAAUAUACAAGUGAGGCUGAUGGGAAUGCCUUGUGCUGAUUUUUAGCAUUGAUAAUGUUGGCCAUAUCUUGCUGUGGCAUGUGAACAUGCUAACCUUUGCUAAUUUGCACUAAAAGAAAUCACCACUUAGGCUGAUGGGAUAUUAUCAGUUUAUCAUGCUAAUUUGCACGAAUGAUGCAUUCCAGUUGAAGUUGGAAUUUCCAAGUUCCCAGUUGGAAUUGGACCCCCCUCUCAAGUUGGAUUUCCAAUAGAAAGUGAGACCAGCCCCACCAACCCCGACUUCUCAAUCCCAAAUGGUGGCUCCGAAUGGCUCCGUAAAACGUUCAUUCGUGCUGCCAGUGUUGUGUAUCUGUGACUGACUCUAGCCUCAAAUGUGUUGCAGGGGCGUUUUAAGUGCAAAAACACAAGCGUUGCACUGUGUUAAUAGCGAUGCACGAAUGGCUCUACUUUGCUUAGAAGCAAAACUAAUCCUGGUAUCCCUUGUUUUUCUGUCUUUAGUACUGGAAUACAUUCAAAUGAGGAGUGACAUCACUCCCAGCAUUGACAACCGACUUCUGAGUUAAGUGGAUUCACUAUAAAAAUAAGCUAUUGAUGCUACUGGGAUUGAGAAUGUCUUUAGUUUUGUGUGUUACGUGCUAACCUUUCAGUUUUGUAUAGGCUCAAAGGGAUGUCUGUAGCAUGUUAGUAUCUUAAACUUUCUAAGUUAGUACUAUUCACACGCAAUAUUCCUGAGGGGGUUUGAAAUUGCAUUACUUUAGGGUGCUAACAUGAUCAUUUCCACUGAAGCUAAUGAGAAUAUAAUUAUGGUGCAUUCCAGAUUAAGUCGAACUUUCAGAAUUCCCUGUUGGAAUGUUUGUUUGUCUCAAACACCCCCUGAACCUGGAGUUCCAACUGAUAAAGUGGGAGAAACCCCUAUAUAGAAAUCGAAAAUGGUGGCAGUGAAUGGAAAAAGUAGUGAAACUGUAAUACUUUCUAUCUGUGCCACUAUUGACUUGCUAAAUAAGCCAUAUACAGAGCAGUGAGAACGCUCUGUCCGUGAACGUGCUGCAGCUACAUUUUUAAGCACAAAAACCAAAAAUUAUGCUGUGUUCCUAGUGAUGACAUGAAUGACUCUGCUUUGCUAUGAAACAAAACCAAUCCUGUUUGUCGCGCUUUUCUGACUUUAGUACUGAAAUACACUAACUCCGGAAUAACUUCACUCCAGAGUUCUGAAUUAACUGGAAUGAGACAUUACCUUAGGGUACUAGCAUGCUAACACUGGCUAAUGAAAGCAAAAAAAACCACGCAGCAAGGCUAACAGUCCUCAGCUUAUUGCGCAAACAUGCUAACAUUUGCCAUUUAGCAUUAAACGGAGCAUCUAGCUGAGCUGAUGAAAAUGUUACUAGCUUUAUUAUUAUUUUAUCCUGAAUUUGGUUAAAGUCAUCAGGAUGUUUGUGUCAAGUCUUUAAUGCUCCAUGUAAAUCCAUCCAGCCAACAAAUGUGGAGAUGUUUCCAACAGACCAAUUCAGAGAACCACUCAAGGUUUAAAUCAUUGGUGUUUUACUGUCUGAGUUCAUCUACAACUGUGAGUGAAAGCAUUUUAAACCAGAUGCUGCAGCCGCAGUAUACUUUUCAUAAUCUGCUGCUUAUUGUCUUAGCCAUUCUAAUCGUAAAGUCUAUAUUUUCUGAGAGACCAUCUUCACUUGUUGUGUCUGACUUUGGUAUUGUAUUACUGCAGAAAGCUCACAAAUACUCACAUUUGAUGAGAACGCUUUAUUUUAUUUGACUGGUUGCAUGAAUUAUUUAAAGUUACCAUCCUUCAGUCUGCUGCUUCCACUUCAAUAUUGGAGGAUUUUUGGGGUUAUUCGUGGUUUCUGGAGGACAGUGAUGAUGCUUCUAAUAUUUGUGUUGUAUAUUGAUAAUGUAUUUGUGUUUACAUGACUACAUGGGGCUCCUGGGAGUCUGAAAUGUCUUAAUUUAAGGUUGCACUAUAUGUAGACAGAAGAAAAGUCAGUUUAGAACACUUUAGCCUUUUGCAAAAACACUUUAAGUGUUGGUUUGUUUUGUAAUGUCGCCGAAGGAAAAGUCGAAACCCACAGCCAAAUAAUUACUCUGCAGAUUCAGUCCCGGGGAUCCAGUUUUUGUUAAAUUAUCCAGUACUAACAGCUGAUCCACGACUGGUAUGGGGCAGGGAUAGCUGCUCAAUAAAGUGUCGAAAAUA
This is a messenger RNA of Neolamprologus brichardi, 6949 nucleotides long. Lineage: Eukaryota; Metazoa; Chordata; Actinopteri; Cichliformes; Cichlidae. The record is from RefSeq and is a predicted model, not a curated record.